CUUUGAGGUCGCCUUGCUGCUGGAUGAAUAAUGAGGAGUGGUCUUUGGAGUCGCCUUGCUGCUGAAUGAAUAGUGAGGAGUGAUCACUGAUGUUGCCAUGGUGUACUUCAUAUUAGUAACAUACACAGGGCCUGUCCCACUAUGUUUCUUGUCUUGUCCAUUUUGGCCGACAUCCUCAUUGCGUCCCUUUCCAUGAUGGCCAUUAUCUUGGCCACUAUCCCCAUUACCAUUACCAUGACUACUGUUGCUCUUAUUGUAUUUGUCACCAUUGUUAUGGCCACUGUCGUUUAUACGGCCAUUCUUGCCGCCGUCAUUGCGAUUAACAUUAUGGCCACCAUUUUGGUUUUCAUUGCGUAGAACCAGAUCUCCAGUGUGUGUAUAUGCCUCUUCUACACUGGACUCCCCAACAACAAUCCCCGGAAUAGUUGCAGUGGUAUGAGUCACAGAAAUAAUAAUCGCCGCUAUAAGCCCG
This is a messenger RNA of Kickxella alabastrina, 472 nucleotides long. RefSeq lists its product as uncharacterized. NCBI's taxonomy places the organism in Eukaryota, Fungi, Kickxellomycota, Kickxellomycetes, Kickxellales, Kickxellaceae. Bases 142 to 357 code for a protein of 71 amino acids. The transcript has a single exon. The record is from RefSeq and is a predicted model, not a curated record.